Molecule: messenger RNA, 6251 nt
Organism: Oryzias latipes (Japanese medaka)
Lineage: Eukaryota; Metazoa; Chordata; Actinopteri; Beloniformes; Adrianichthyidae
Product: Krueppel-like factor 15
Biological process (GO): regulation of transcription by RNA polymerase II
Molecular function (GO): RNA polymerase II cis-regulatory region sequence-specific DNA binding; DNA-binding transcription factor activity, RNA polymerase II-specific
Source: RefSeq, a predicted model, not a curated record
ACACAACUUAAAAGGUCAUCAAUGGGUCCCAUGUCAUCAGGAGACACAGCCACAUAUAACUGGGUGUCAUCAGCAUAACUAUGAAAGUUUAUGCCAUGUCUCCUGAUGACAUCACCUAGCGGUAGCAUGUAGAGGUUAAAAAGUGUGGGGCCAAGGACCGAACCUUGUGGCACACCACAUGUCAGUCCGUGCCUCCCAGAUGAUGCAUCAUUUACACUGACAAUAAAAUCUCUUCCUGUGAGGUAGGACUCAAACCAGCUGUACACAGUUCCAGUGAUCCCAACCAUGUCAUGCAGUCUGUUUAGAAGAAUGGAGUGGUCAACUGUGUCGAAGGCUGCACUCAGGUCCAGCAAUACUAAAACAGAUGUUUUCUUUUCAUCAAAAUUGGACCUGAGAUCAUUUAUAACCUUGACCAGCGCCGUCUCUGUGGAGUGAUGUGAUCUAAAACCAGACUGAAAUUUUUCUAAAAUAUUAUUUUUAUUAAUAAAAUCAUUUAGUUGGAUAAAAACUAGUUUUUCUAAAAUCUUACUUAAAAAUGGCAGGUUUGACACUGGCCGGUAAUUAUCUAGAUCUGAAACAUCUAAACCGCUCUUCUUCAGAGUGGGUCUCACUAUAGCAGUCUUUAAGGAUGUGGGAAAGAUCCCAGUCUGAAGAGAGCGAUUGACGAUGUUCAGGAGUUCCUCCUCACAGGAUGAAGACACAGACUUAAAAAGAGCGGUGGGGAUGGGAUCCAGAGAACAGGUUUUACUCUUAAGUUGGGAAAUCACUUUACGAAGCUUUGCAGCAUCAAUCAAGACAAAACUCUCUAGUGUGUUCUUAAAAGGCAAACAAAAUGCAUCAGACUGAACUGUUAGUGGUCGUUGGGUGAUAUUAAAUCUAAUGUUAUUUAUCUUAUCAGUGAAGUGGACUGCAAACUCCUCACAUUUUAAACUGCUAAGAGUAGAAUAUGGGCUGGAAGAGAUCGGAUUGAUUAGUCUGUCAAUGGUGGAAAAAAGAAUCUUUGGAUUAGAAAAAUUGUCAGCUAUUAAUUUUGAAUAGUAUUCCUGCUUUGCAUGUUUAAUAAAUUUGUUGUAUUGGGUUAGUUUUUCCUUAAAGAUUUGGUAAUGAAUUGUUAGUUUUGUUUUGCGCCAAUUUCGUUCAGCAACCCUACAGAUUUUCUUAAGUCUCUUGGUUUCCUCUGUUCUCCAAGGAGGGGGUGCUUUGGCUUUGACCGUUUUUAUUUUUAAGGGAGCGACUUUGUCCAUUAUUGAUAUGAGCUUGUUGUUGAAGUUUUGGACAGAUAUAUCAACAGACAAACUUAGAGUGUUUGGUUGGCUGUGUUCCAGAUGUGAGGUGAAGUUUGCAGCCACUUCAGGGUGUAGACAACGCGUUCUAACAGUUCUCUUUGGAAGUCUUUGGGUGACAGAGCCUUUGAUAGUAAAAAACACACACGAGUGGUCUGAAAUACCAACAUCCACAACAGAGGUCACAUUGGCCAUCAGGCCACGAGUGAUUAAAAGAUCCAGUGUGUGACCCCUGUUGUGGGUGGGAACACUGACAUGCUGAGUAAAAUCCAUUGUUGCUAAAGUGUUUAAAAACUCUUGGACAUAUGGGUCCGAUGGGUUGUCCACAUGCAGGUUAAAAUCACCCAAAAUAAUUAUUCUACUAAAAUCUAAGUGUAUAAUUGAAAGCAGCUCUGCAAAGUCAGAAUUAAAAGAUGAGUUACACUUUGGGGGUCUAUACACUAUCAAAAACAACACAGUGGGGUUAUUAAAAACAAUGGCCUGGUAUUCAAAAGAUGUAUAUUCAUGAAACAAUUUGUCUGUAAAACUGAUAAAAGCAGACAGGAUAGCAGCAGUUCCCCCACCCCUACCCUGUUUUCUGUCUUUGCUUGUGAAGUAAAAAAGGGGUGGAGUCGCUUCAGACAGUGAACCAGUAGAACCACAAUUCCAAGUCUCUGUUAAAAACAGGCCAUUUAGGUUAUGAUCUAAAAUUAAGUCGUGGAUAAGAAAUGAUUUGUUUGAUAGUGAGCGUACAUUUAAAAGUGCCAGAUUCAAUUGAAGCAUAUUAUUGUUUUCAGGUUCAUGAAGGGUAUUCAAAUUUUGGAUAUGGAUUGCUUUUAGGUUUUUAUAAUUCCUGUUAGAAGUUUUUAAUUGAGUUGUAGAUCGGUUUGUUAUUAUAGUUUGUAUGGGAAGCGUGGCAGGUGUUAUUGGGGGUUUGGAUAAUAACCCAUGAAGGGGGCCUAGGGGAAGAACAGAGAUUUGGUGUGAUCCGGGUUCAGGUUCUGGAGAAGUUAAGGAAGCUGGCAGUCAAUCCUCUUUAAAACAAUGAACAGUAUGUUGAAUGUUAGCUGUUAAAAUACUGCUACCAAGUAGACUAGGGUGAAGUCCAUCUGGUCUGUAAAAAGAGGGGCGAUUCCAGAAAAGGUUAAAAUUGUCAAUAAAACCAAACCUGUGCGUAUGGGAGGUGGACAGCAGCCAGGAGUGGAGGGAGAGGAUCCUGCUAAAACGUGUAGAUCCUCUAGUAAGUGUGGGAAUAGGUCCGGAAAUAAAAACAUAUUUCCCAGUAUUGGAUAAAAGAGUAAAAAGUUCCCUAAAUUCCCUUUUUGUGAUUUCGGAUUGUUGAAGUGUUGUGUCAUUGGUUCCAAUGUGAACUAUAAUCCGAAUGACACUGGUUGGGAGGGAAAGCAGAACCUCAGGAAGCUCUUGAAGAAGAUCCUUCACCUUGGCCCCAGGGAAGCAUCUGGUAAUGGCAUUGAUGUACCUUAUAUUCCUGAUUAUAGAGUCACCAACGAUCAGGGUGGUUGGGGGGAAUAGUGGUUGGGGCUGAGAGGAACGAGCCUCAGCCGGAGCAGUCACUCCCUCCUGGUCCUUUGCUUUUGCUCCUGGGGCUGGGGGCACAGUUCCGGGUUGGACCAAUGGUGGCUGGUCCCGGAGGCCAACAGACCGCCUGGCCACCGCAUCCUGAAGGAGCUUGAUCCUCCGGUGGGCAGGGGCAGUGUCACCACUUGAUGUCUGGGAUGUUUUUGUGGACCAGACAUUGUAGUGGUGGAUAAAGAACAGAGGAAAACCGUUGGUCCGUGAACACCUCACAUCAAACGCCUUGUUCUCACAAACUUAAAAAAAACAGUCGUUCUGUGUUUCAUUUUCAUAUUUCUUCUAUUCCUCCUUGAUGUUUCAGUUAACACAUGGCAGCCAGUGACAGCCAAUCAGCGCGUCGCUUUUAGGGCGAGCCUCCACGGAGCUCGACCAAUCAUGAGCACGGAGCAGGACCCGUGCCUCCCGAGUUGUGCAGCGACGUGGUCACGUGAUGCGAGGGGAGCAGGAAUGCCAACAUGGUCCCGUGGCAAGGACGGGAUGUGAGCGCGCGGCGACAAUAACACGACGGCAGCUUGCGAAAACCCCCCGAAGACUGUGAGCCUUUGACGCGCCGGAUUCUUCCGUCGAGUCGCCGCCUGAAAACGGCUGGAUUCUCUAUUUGUGGACACUUUCCCUCCCCAACGGCGGAUCAAUGGUGUCUCUCAGCAGCCGAACGCUCAGCGUGGAGACGGAGCUGUUUAGGGACGGCGGCGCCCUCUUCUCCCUCUGCCCGGGAGACGGAGCCCACAGCAAAGGUGGCGGCUUGCCCUCCUGCAGCCUCCUAGAGGCGCCGGAGGAGGGGGCCACGCUAAGCUCCAGUCUCGGCGAGGAGGAAGACGAUGAGGAGGAAGACGAGGAUGAGGAUCUCUUUCUAAGCGCGGCGGAGGACAGAAACUAUCCGGACCCCAAGUUGCCGGAGUUUGCCUUCCCCCCCUCGUCCCCGUUUUCACCCACCCUGGAGGAGAUUGAGGAGUUCUUACGGGAAAAGAUGGAGCCUGUGAAGGAGGAGGAAGAGCUGCUGGCCCUGAAAGCUGAAGCCUCCCCGGAGUCGUGCAGCUUCGAAGGCUCCCUGUCUUCCUCUGGACCCCCAGCUGCUUCCAAAGAGAGCGAGGGGGGGCCAGGAAUCAAACAGGAGAACAGUCCUGGCCGAGCUCAGCCCUCCCCACCUGCCCACCCGUACCCUUCUCCGCCCGCUUUGACCCCGCCCAUGCUGCUGGGGUCCCCGUUGGUUCUGCAGCUUCAGCCAAUACCCGUGGCCCCCCCACAGGCUCCGUCAGGAUCCCCUCAGGGGGCCCAAAACGGGAUCUGGCUCACCCACCUGGUGAUGGGGCUUCAGGGUGCAGCGGCACAAAAUCUCACCCUGCUGGCCCCGCAGGUGUCCUCCACCCAAACCGCCACCUUGCUGUCAAUCAGCAACGGCGACAACAAAUCCGGCGACCAGAAGUACGUGAAGAUCGCCCCCCUGCCCAUCAGCACCAGGACUGUAGAGAUCACAGCCGUGACGGGAGUGGAGGGUCAGAGUCUGCUGAAGGCUGUGGCUCCCCGGGUGAACAAGGUGCUGCCCACAGAGAGGGUCCACAAGUGCUCCCACCCAGGCUGUGGGAAGAUGUACACCAAAAGCAGCCACCUGAAGGCGCACUUCCGCCGCCACACGGGGGAGAAGCCCUACACCUGCAGCUGGCCAGAGUGCGGCUGGAGGUUCUCCCGAUCCGAUGAGCUGUCCCGCCAUCGCCGGUCUCAUUCGGGCAUCAAGCCAUACGAGUGUUCUCUGUGCGAGAAGAAGUUCGCCCGCAGCGACCAUCUAUCCAAACAUACGAAGGUCCACCGCAGCUCCAGGUCCAGCAGGAUUAUCCGAGCCACCGUGUGACGCUUGGAGCCGACCCGAACCGUGCCCAGACCGAGCCUGGACCCGCCCCGUCGGCUCUGACUCAGGACGCUGAGGCUUGAGUCUCAGGAGUUUUGGUGCUUAACAAGCAAAACCUUCGGAAGAAUCCGAGCCGGAUGAUGUUUCGGUGUCCGCAGUUUCCUUCCGUUCUCUUCCAUGGAGAUUGAGCUAAAGCUGCGCCGGAACCGGACUUCCGGUCCUCAGUAAACUGCAAGGAACUUCUCUUCGUCGUUGCUCUUCCUCACAGAUCAGGGUUUCUACGUGAAAUAUCUAAACUCUGCAGCGUCCAUCCAUGAAGCGUAUCAGCAGCCUCCCCUGCAGGAAAGGAAAAGAGGAUUUGGCAAACGCUGAUGCGUAAAACUUAGGCCUUGUUUUUACAAUAAUCACACAAAAAAAACCUUCCUUAAUCGGACCCGUAUGCCUUUUCUUCAUUCCCCGCAAAAAUCUCCUCGUCGAUGCCUUCGUCCUCGCCACAAAAUCUCGUCUCAAACCUGCUGCUGUUGGGCUUUCAUCAAUCUGAACGCGCCCGUCAAAUAUCCGCUCCUAACAGGUAGGCGGCGCCAAUCCAGAAAAGCCUGUGAAUGAAAAGUCUCCCCCCGAGGAAGUAAAGAAAUCGUGAAAACCCAACAGUGCAAAAACGAUGUGAAAAACAUUCUUUACUUAUUUACAGUAGCACUUACUGAAAAACAGAACAGAAAGGUCUUCUUUCAGUCAUAGCAGCAAGAAAAGCUAGUAGUGUAGCGAGCUGUGAAGGCAGCUAACACUUCGUCAAUCAUUAACUCUUUCAGAACGACCUGUACUGAAACCAGGACAGUGUGUGUACAGCUUGUUGCCUUUAUUUAGCAAUGUUUUUUUUUUUUAACUGACAGUUUUUAAUCAGUGCAUUAAGCUAUCCGUUGGUGUCUCCGGAUAAGGUUUGUUCCGUGAUUGUGAUCGAUUCGUGGAAUGUCUGACAGAUUCGACCCCAAAUCAUAAGCUACGUAUGCUGAUCCCAAGUGCACUUGUGUCUAGAGGAAUCAUGGGAUUGCAACAAAGGAAGAAAAGCGUCACGUGGACGGCUUUACCCACGAAAAAGUGAUAUUUCGGUGCUUGGCUGCACAGGUCACAGCCUGCACUGGACGUUCUCAGCUGGAGCAACACUGGUGCUUUAGAAUAAGCUUGAACGUGGAGCACUUCUCGCGGAGCGCUCACUCCUCAUGGCGUGUCGGUCCCGCAGCGGGACGCUCCAGGUUACUACGAGUUAAAAAAAGAAACAAGCUCGCUCUGUAAGGUGGAAGCAGACAGACGGGCAGACGUGUUGAUCCGUCUGGACUGGUGCUGUCUUUGUGUCUGAGCCUCCCCAGGCUGCUUCCACUGACCUACAUCCAGACCUGAACGCCCCCGUCAUCGCCCACUGCUCCCUCUGUCUGCCCGUGUAUGUCCAACGUACAUCCAACAGACAAACCUGCCUGUCUGUGCUAAAAAGAGAAAACACUUUUUGGGGGGUUAUUAUUAUUUGUUUUUUUAAUACAAGAAAUGCUAUUUUCCUA